AUCGAAAUAUCUUCCACCUCUAAAGGUUCACGGCUUGUUUUUAUUUUUCUUUUGCAUUACAAUACAUUCAUAGAAACCUAUCAAAGCUUUUAAAAGUAAACUAAAGGACUCAAGGAUGUCAAUGACGGUGGACAGCAAUAAGUCCUUGCUGAGAAAGGGCGAUAUGAAGCUGGAUAACUAUCCAACUUGUGCUGUGGAGGCACUUACUCGACUGGAAACAUUGAUUGCCAGCCGAAACAAGCAGAACAUGGUAAUGCAAAUCAUAUCGGAGUUUAUAUUCCUGGAGAGAACCUCGAAGGAUGGCGAUGUGAGAAAGUCGCAGGCGCUGCCUAUUAGCCAGAUGAAUCUCUUCCAGGAGUUUCAGCUCAUCAUUGCGCUGAUUGAGUACUUUUCGCGGCCAGGAAGGGAUGCCACCCGCAACGCCAUAUUCCUGUCGCUAUUUGGAAGCCACUUGACACCGCAGCGAUCCAAGUUGUUAUCCCGCCUAAUCAGCACAGCAGUUUCCGGGUCUGUGGCUCCGCUGCUCUCCUCUGCUGGUACUUGGAUGCAACAGGUGGGGUGCAAGACGCCACUCAGCCUGGAAGUGGCCCAGAAUAUAGUCAGCGACUUUAUUUCUUACUCCCGGAAAACCCCGGAGCAACUCAAGCAGCUGCCCAUGGUGGGUCCGCACUUUGCGGCGAACUUUAUGGUCGCCGUGGCGGAUCUAUACCUCAAUGAGCAGCGUUCGCAGACGCUGAAUCCCCCGCCAGAUGCUCUGCUUGACACCAUAACCGAAUGGAUGACAGAGAACCCCACUUUGUGUCAGGCCUCGCAGCAGCCUUUGGUCUUGCCCGCCGGUGCCAUAGCCAUGCCCUUUACCACUCCCUUAGCAGGCCUGCUUCGAUGGGUGGUCUUGGCUCCUUUGGUUUCCAACCGUUCUGCCUAUAGCAAUUUGCAUCUAUCCCUCCUGCGUGCUCUGCAACAGCUUGUUAGCAGUGGAGAAUCGACAGCACUGCCCAGCCAAGACCUUAUGCAGAUCGUAAAAUCCCUGCAGAGCUACUGCGCACGGCUGGCGGAAUCAAAAACGGAUCCCAAGGCGGAUGCUGCGUAUCAGAAGUGCAUGGAACGCUUCGCCCAAGCUGUGCAAAUCGCCCUAAGCUCCAACUGCAUCACUAAUCAGAUCCAGUUGCUUUGCCUCUUGGAAUCUUUACCUCCACACAAACUGAUGAAAAUCGUAGUGGAAGCUCACAAAAAAUAGUCGAACAUCAAACACUAUAAAUGUCAGUCGGUUCAUGCGAUGUUUUUGCAUGUUUGACUUCUGCAUUCAAUUGUUUGAGUAAUUAGUUAUUAAAAAUAGAUUUAAAGCGUUGUAAAAGAAAUUGAGUAAUCGACAGGUCUUUGAAGCUCAAAAA
Drosophila yakuba is the source of this 1391-nucleotide messenger RNA. RefSeq lists its product as uncharacterized. Bases 116 to 1237 code for a protein of 373 amino acids. The transcript has 2 exons. The record is from RefSeq and is a predicted model, not a curated record. Lineage: Eukaryota; Metazoa; Arthropoda; Insecta; Diptera; Drosophilidae.